This is a messenger RNA of Phanerochaete carnosa HHB-10118-sp, 3813 nucleotides long. RefSeq lists its product as uncharacterized. NCBI's taxonomy places the organism in Eukaryota, Fungi, Basidiomycota, Agaricomycetes, Polyporales, Phanerochaetaceae. Bases 4 to 1005 code for a protein of 333 amino acids. Gene Ontology annotation, biological process: branched-chain amino acid biosynthetic process. The transcript is spliced from 11 exons. Gene Ontology annotation, molecular function: acetolactate synthase regulator activity. Gene Ontology annotation, cellular component: acetolactate synthase complex; mitochondrial nucleoid. The record is from RefSeq and is a predicted model, not a curated record.
ACCAUGGCGAGCCUCCUACGCUCACGACUCAGCACCGUACGCACGGUCAGCUCGCGAUGCUUCUCCUCAACAGCGCGCCGCCUGGACUCGGACAACGUCCCCAAGCCGCCCCCGCCCAUCGACGACUCGACGUCUGCGCUCGACUAUAAGCGGUCCCACCACGCCCGUCCGCCUCCGCUGCCGACGAUGGACCUCCCGCGCUCGCGCACGGCGGAGGAGGCCGUCACGAACAUCCUCUACAACACGCCCCCACCAAGCCUGCAGCCGUUCAAGAGGCACGUCCUGAACUGCCUGGUGCAGAACGAGCCGGGUGUGCUGUCGCGCGUGUCGGGCAUCAUCGCCGGCAGGGGGUUCAACAUCGACUCCCUGGUCGUAUGUAGGACCGAGAUCCGCGACCUCAGUCGUAUGUGCAUCGUCAUCCGCGGCCAGGACGGCGUUGUCGAGCAGGCGCGGCGGCAGCUCGAGGAUCUGGUCCCCGUUUGGGCCGUCCUCGACUACACCAACACGAACUGCAUCGAGCGCGAGCUCCUGCUCGCCAAGGUCUCCAUUCUCGGCCCCGAGUACGUCGAAGACCAGUACGGCGGCGGUCCCACGCACGCGCCGCGCCGGCCAGACGACGCGAAGCUCGGCGCCGAGAUGAACCUCGUGCAAAACUUUGAGCGUGCCGCGCACCCCGACGCGGCGGAGACACUCGCACCUGCGCCCCUGACGUCGUCAGAGCUGCUCCGGAUGAAGAGCGACCACCUGCAGUCCAUCUCCGUGCUCGCAGACCAGUUUGGGGCCCGACUCGUCGACGUCAGCGAGCACAGCGUCAUCGUCGAGAUCAGCGGGAAGACGUCCAAGGUCGAGGCGUUCCUCAGCUUGCUGAAGCCGUUUGGUCUCCUCGAGUCGGCUCGUACUGGUCUUAUGGCGAUGCCCCGCUCUCCCUUCAUGUCUUCCGAUGAAGCCGAGACUGCAACAGAAGAGGGCGGCAUCGUCGAUGCCAGUCUUCUCCCUCCAGGUUAAAUCUCGCGCAGCACUCAUUUGCUUCAUACUAGUGAAAUGUAUGCUCACUACGGCAGUCUUACUCAAUUAUCUGGUUUCUGUACGGGAGAAAAGUACCUAACGAUUGCACGAAUGCUAUUCUUCGGGACAGGACUCGAUGUAUGAACGUAGCGUAGAGGCAAGGGCGGCGAUCGACAGCAAGAGGACAAGUUUGCAAACCAAAAGGAAGAGAACCAACGAUUAUCACGACAUUGCAUGCGGGAAUGGAAGAAAGCAAAUGAUGCGCAAGCCCAUAGGAUGGUGAAGAGAGGAGAAUGAUGAACCCGAGAAUACAUACGGUUAAAAAAAUACCAUCACGUCCAUCCGUGGCAUGUAUGAGUAAGAAACGGUACGGAAGACGGCAAAGCACUGCUACCAUGAUAUUAGAAUACAAUCCUGCGAUAGGUGUGGACAUCACGUCCGUGAGGAUGUCGGUGACGGUGGCUUCGAGCCGGGCUGGCCGCCAUUGGUGGCGACACUGAGCCCAGACUUGGGCUGCUGCUGAGCCUGCGUGCACGCCUCGCGGACUUUGCGUAUCCACGUCUGCGCGAGGGCAGAGCUCGAGGUGAUGUACGUGUAUGAUUUCGCGCUUGUCAUUACCACGAACUCGCGCUCGCCUUUCGGCUCAAUGCCGAUGACGCUCGUUUUGUUGUCCUUGUCGCGCUCGGACAACCGCAAGGACAGCUCGUUGCUCAGCUGGUAUGGCCGGCCAGGCUUGUGCUUGAGGCAGACCAGUCGGCGGUCGGUAAGCACCAGCUCGCGGGUCUUCCGCCGUGGAGCUCCUGCAAUGGCUAAUAAUCGACUGGCGCGUCUUCGCAGGACACUCUUCUCGACCAUUGCGUUGAAGAGCACCAGUUCUCCUACCAUAAGAAGCGCAGACCACUCUUCAUCAUCCCCGGACAGCCCAUUACCAUGGAUAGGCGUCUGCGUUCGGUCUCUACCACGCGCUAUCGCCAAUGCUGCGUCUAAUGUAGUGCUCGGCGGGCUGCCGUCCGAUGAGCUUGUUGUAGAGCCUGCGGAGAACGAAUCUCGCGGGCCGCUGGUAACCAGAGGGACGUCGAUCGGCUGCGUCCUCACUGCUGACGGAAUGUCAUCGAGUGUCGGCGCGACAGUGUCCCGAUCUUCGUCCGCUUCGGCACCUGAAUCUGUCUUCUCGCUUUCUGACGUCUGCCUCGAUAGCGGCAGUGGCUGUGAAGGCUCUUGUGGCGAUGCCUGCAAAUCACUCUCCGCAAAUCGCACCCCAGACCCUGAGUGUGAGUGUCCGUUGGCCCCGUUCGCCUUGCUCAAUGGCCUAGGGGUCUGCCGACCGUUUGUCUCCGCCGCACCGACAGGUAUGCUCGGUGAGGGCACGUAUGUCGGUCGCGUCUCGCCCAUGGGUCCCACCUCUUCAACCCGACCAUUCUGCUGACCCGAUGUUGCUUGCAUCUCCGCGAACCUGACCUCCCCACCCUGAUCGUCAUCUGACGCCCAGCUCAUCUCAUCCUCGUCUCGCCCGCUGUCUACCAUCUCAUCCCACGCCGCACCUACAUCAUCCCACCGCCCUUCAGCAGCCUGUGGAUCCUUCUUAACAAGACCCACUUCGAGCGGUGGUGCUGGAGAGGUCCAAAGUAAUUUCCAGUCUAUACUCGAGAAGAACGGGUGCGACCGCAGGGCCUUCAUGUCGUUUUCGCUGCCUGGUGCACCGGCUCCUAGUCGCUGUCCCGGAUCGCGCACCAGAAGCUUUGAGACCAGAUCUUGAGCCUGCUCGUCGAACCCGUCGGGGAAAGUAUAAUCGAGCUGCUUAAUCUUCUGCCAGGUGAGGUAUUCUGACAAGCCCUGGAACGCGAAGCGGCCUGCAAUCAUCUGGUAGAGGAUGCAGCCAAGGGCCCAGAGGUCCGAGCUUUUGCUUGUCUCGUUCACUUCCAACAGCUCCGGCGAUAUGUACUGAGCAGUUCCGACCCACGUCUUGGCACGGUCGGCUGCGGAGUUAACAAUUUUGCCUGUCCCAAAGUCCGUAAGCUUGAGAUGAUAAUUGUCGUCUAGCAGCAGAUUCUCCGGCUUCAAGUCGCGAUGUAUGACACCCUUCGUGUGCAUGUAGUCGAGCGCAUCUAUGAGUUGCGCCGUGUAGUACCGUGCGCAAUCAAUAGAGAGCGACCCUAAUCUAGAUAUUCGAGAUUGUAGUUCCCCAUUCCGCGCGAGAUCCAGGACAAAGAAUAGACUCCAUUCAUCUUGGAACGUCCAGUGCAAAUGAACGAUGCCGGGAUGCUCUGCGCCGAGCCGCACGAGGGUGUUUUUCUCGGCCAACGCGGUCGCGAGCUUGUUGUUGCGCUUCAAGUGGCCCUUGUCGAGGACCUUGAUCGCGUACUCCCGUCCCGUACUCCGGUGCCGCGCCAGCAUGACGGUCGAAUAGGAUCCCUCGCCGAGUACCCGUCCGAACUCAAAGUCGCCCGCACUUAUGCGACCAUUGACUGAGCUCUGGCGUGACCUGGACUGGCCACGGAGCGGUGCUGGAGGCCGCAGCUCUGUGUGCCUGUCUUCUGAGCCGUCUGCGAUUCCUAGCUCCCGAGUGAGGUACUGUGGAGGCCUCGAUCCGCGCGGAGUCUGCGGGGGCUGCGGGCUCCGAGAACGCACCGACCUGCGUUGUGGAGAUGUAAAGUUUCGUGUCGGGCGUGGCCGAACGGGAGUUUGGAUGGUCAGAUCAGAGGUAGAGCUGGAGCUGGAAGACGAGGAGAUGACUGAGGCGUUCCUACUAAGGUCUGCAAGCGUCGGUUGCCCGUCUUGAGGAGACGGCGAAGUGACUUGGAGUUUGAU